AUGCAAUAACUUCCAUCAUUAAUACGAUAUGAAGAGAUAUAUGAUUUGGAUGUAGAGAAAUUGGAAGAGAUAUAGACUAAUAUUAGGUCACAAAACACAGAUGAUGUCUAGUGGAAUAAAAAGGCAAAAAAAAUACUCGAUUUGAUAGAUGUAGAACUUAAAGAAAGAUUGACUAUUCAAAACUUUGCAUCUAACAUUUAAUUUCAGGACUUUAUUUAAUAACCUAUCUAUCAGAACAAUGCGCUUUAAUCUAUAUUAAACGAUAUUAAAUCGAGACCUGCAAAUUAUUUGGAUUAAUAGUAUUCUAAACCACCACUUCCAAGAUAUGAAUAAUCAAAAUAAGAACAGCAACCGUAGCAAUCUAAAUAGUUAUAUUAAUAGAGUUGUUAGAAAGUUUCACAAUAGAAAUCCUGCUAAUCUGAUGCUAUGUCUUUAAGCACUGUAACCAGAAGCAGCAAUGCUAACACUCGAUUAUAAGCCAAGAAGCCCAAUCAAAUGUUGGAAAUGAUGAAGGAAGUGCUAAAAAAGACAGAAGUUACAAAUCAAUAAUUUAUUAUCGGAGCAGCUAUCAACCAUAGGUAUGUACCUCCACCUCCAAAACCAUAGUUAUCUACUGUUGAAAAAAUUAAACAAGAGAAAUUAUUAAGGAAGAAGAAAAAGAAGAAAACCAAAUUAGAAAAUAAUAAAUCCUCCUAAGAUCAUUUACCUGAAAUCAAUCUUCAAAAGAACAUCCCUAAAUAAUCAACAUAAUAGAGGCUUGAAGCAUCAAAUUUACAUUCAUAAACCCCCGAUAUCUUUAAAAGUGCGAUUGAAAAUAAAAAUAUAAGUUAGAAUGAGGAAGGGUACAAAGAAAGCUAAUAAAUAAAAGAAUUCCACAAUGUAAAAUAAUAAACAAAUAAUAAUUCUUAAGUGUCUUAAAAAUCAGCUAAAAAAUAAUAAAUUGAUUAUCAAGAUAAAUCUAAAUUAUUAGAAGAGAAUGAGUUCUUGGAAAAUUAAUAAUAUAAUACUAAUGUUAAUAUUCAAUAAGAUCAAGUGAGCCAAAAUACAAAUUCUAAUAAUGAUGUAAGAGAAUAUAAAGAAUUAUAACACAAAUCUGAUCCCUUAGAUAUAAUAGAUGAUGCUAAUAAUGAUUAAUCAUAAAAAAUAACUUUCAUUACUAAAAAUUAAUCUUAGGAAAGGAUAAAAUGUCAAUAAAACAAAUCACAAUAAUAAAUUACUUAGAUUGAAUAAAAUAAUACUACUUAAACCUUAAUUCAAACUAAUUUGCCAGAUUCAAGCAAAAAUAGUCUAACCUAAAAUAAAGAAAUAAAUGCUUAAAAAAGGACGAGCAUUUAAUCUCAUUAAACUAAGAAGACCUAAGAAGACUUAGAUGCUGUUAUUAAUACUCAAAAAUAGACAUAAUAUUAAAUUGAAGCCUAAAAAAAAAAGUUAGAGGAAAAAAAUAGCUAAAUAUUUGAAUAAAAUUUUAAACCAAAUUCAGAGGAUUAAAUUAAGAAUAAUGGAGAUUCUUAAGAUUAUUAUAACGAGGAUAGCUUUUAGUCAGAUGAUGAAGUAAGAUAAAAAGAUGAUGGUAAAAGAAUUUAAAAUUAAAAUUCAAAUAACAAUUAAUAAGUUAUCCCUCAAACUUAGGAACAAUUUACUAAGCAUGAAUAAUAGUAAAUGGUUAAAAAGUCUAUAAAGCCGGUUUAAUCAGUGUAAUAAAAAGAUUAGAAAUUAAAACAGAACGAAAAGAUAAAUAAAAGUGUGCCUCAAAAAUAAUAAAUUUAAAAAAUUCCUAACACCUAAUCCAAUUAUAAGGUUGUAGAAUAAAUUAAGGGAGAUGAAGAAAUAAUUGAAGAUUUUAUUGAAGUAGAAAGUGAUAAUGAGGCUUCUGUGCCAAUUAAGCACAAACCUCUUAAAGAAUUGGUUGGUAAGGUUAUUGGGAGAGUAGAUUAGCCUAAAUAUAAAGGUGUGAUAGAGAUUAAGUAAAAGCCAGCCUUAACUGAUCAAGAAAAAUUAGAGGAAAUAAAUAAUCUUUGUAAAUAGAUGGGCUUAGAUGAAUUUAAAGAUAAAUAAUAGUAGUAAUAAUAAUAGCAUCAAUAGUAGUAAUAAUAAUAGUAGCAAUAAUAAUAAUAAUAGUAAUAAUAAUAAUAGUAAUAAUAAUAGUAGCAAUAAUAAUAAUAAUAGUAAUAAUAAUAAUAAUAAUAAUAAUAAUAAUAAUAAUAAUAAUAGUAGCAAUAAUAAAAAUAAAUCUUAAAAUAAUAAGAUAAUAAAACUAAAACUAUCUAAUCAAAAUAAAUUUAAAGAAUGCUUAAAUUUAUUGAUGAUAAAAAAUUAGUAGAUUAUUCAGACAUAGUUCCUGCAUUUUAAAACUUAUUCAGUGGAUUCUUUAAUAAUUAAUCUCAUUAUAAUCAUCUUGAGAUUAUGAAAGAGAUUCAUAGUGUUUUUAGUCAACAUAUUGAAAAGGUUGACAAUGUUGAUUCACUUUUAGGCAAGUAUAAAUCUAGUUCCUUAGUUAUAAAUCCAAAUGAAUUAGUCUAUAUUAACGAUCCAUAACGUUUGAUUUAAUUUUCAACUACUACAGGUGUGGAUAUGCAACAGUAUAUUUAAAGACAAAUGGUUUUCAAUAAACGACUUUAAAAUGACGGUGCACUAUCAGGGAAAGACGAACGAUACUUUAGAGUAGUGAAAACAAAAGAAGAGGUAUAUGAUAUCAUUACUAGAUCAUUUAUGAGAAAGCAAGGAUGGAGUGAAUUACCGCAUGGAAUUGGUCUUCGAACUUCUUGGAAUAUAUUGUGGACCUGGUCUAAACCAUAAAUUGACUUGAAUAAAUUGUUCUACUUUUAGAAAGUAAACCAUUUUCCAUUUAAUAAAAAUCUUGGAAGAAAAGAUUUAUUAAAAAAGAAUAUAGAAAGAUGCUAGCGACAAGGAGGAAAGGCAUAUUAAACUUUUGACAUUAUUCCUGCUACUUAUCUAUUGCCGAAAGAGUAUGUUUAGUUCAUGGAAAAGUUCUAUAAGGAUUCUGAAACAGAGGGUCAAUAAAAUAUUUGGAUUAUGAAACCAACAGGGAAAUCCAGAGGAAGAGGAAUAACAGUGCUCAAUGACAUAUCUGAAGUAAUGUAUGCUGAACCUGUGGUAUUAUAAAAAUAUUUGAAAAAUCCUCUAUUGUUGAAUGGACGUAAAUUUGAUAUGAGAAUUUAUGUGUUGGUUACUUCAUUUAAUCCAUUGGAAGUCUAUUUAUAUAAGGAAGGGUUUGCUCGUCUAACAACUUAAUAGUUUAGUUUAGAAAUAAAUGAUCUUAAAAACUAAUUAAUCCAUUUGACAAAUUUUGCAGUCUAAAAGACUCAUGUAUAAAUUUAGGAUUUAGAAUAAUAAUUAGGAGGUUGCAAGAUUUCACUAAAGCAAUUAAAGGAGAAAUUAGAAGCAAAAAAUAUAAAUUGGAAUCAAAUUUGGGAGUAGGUUUAAGACAUAAUACUCAAAUCAUUAGUGGCUUGUUAGAUAGAAAUACCAAAUAACCCUAAUAGUUUUGAAUUAUUUGGCUAUGAUAUAAUUAUUGAUACUAACCUAAAGUGUUGGCUUUUGGAAGUGAAUGCUUCGCCAUCAUUGGAGAGAGAUUAUUUAUUAGACGAAUUAAUAAAAUAAUAAUUGAUUGACGACAUUUUUGAUUUACUAGAUACUCCAAAAUAUGAUAGAUAAAGAUUAUGCGAAGUCUUAGAAAGACGAAUAUAAGAGGAACAAAGUAAUAAACCUCAAAACAAUUCUAAAUUAUAAUUACAAAGAGAUCUUAAUUAUAUUUUAAAUGGACAGCAUAUUAGAAGAUAUGGAGAAAUGCCAAAUCAAAUGGGUGGUUUUAUGAGAUUGGCCCCUUCAGAGAAGUAUGAAAAGCUUUAAUCUAUUGUACAACAUCAUAAAACAUUUAAUGGCAGAGGAACUAUUGAUUGA
This is a messenger RNA of Paramecium tetraurelia, 3921 nucleotides long. RefSeq lists its product as uncharacterized. Gene Ontology annotation, biological process: protein polyglutamylation; microtubule cytoskeleton organization. Gene Ontology annotation, cellular component: cilium. Gene Ontology annotation, molecular function: tubulin binding; tubulin-glutamic acid ligase activity. Lineage: Eukaryota; Ciliophora; Oligohymenophorea; Peniculida; Parameciidae. The transcript is spliced from 3 exons. The record is from RefSeq and is a predicted model, not a curated record.